ACGUGGAUCCAGUGGGUCUUGACGGAGGACGAACCUCAAACAGUACGGAGACCUAAGCGAAUCAGCGAAACUGAAUGUGAAAAAUUCAGACAGUUUGUCUCCAAACGAAAAUCCGGUGAUUGCACCAAUUCGCGACAUCCCCAUUCAAUUUUAAUUUCCUACUCGAAUGCAGAUCCCCAUCUGUCAAAAUGCAAUGGUGCCCUUGUAAGUGAACAUUUCGCCAUUACAACAUGUCUUUGUACAAGUACCCCGGCCCAGGUGCUGAUCAAUGGAUACGGCAGUGUAGAUAUUGCGGAGGUCACGUGUUAUCCAGAGUAUUCGGAUAGCCCUAAGAUCCACGAUUUGGCUCUGGUCAAAAUGGUGAAACCUGUGCAGCUUGCCAGCAAUGUGAUACCAGCCUGUUUGGCAAGUAACUGGACCGAGAAUUUGUACGACACACUUGUACAAACCGGAGUCGGCUUCAACAGGACUACAGGUGCACGGCAGAUCUUCGAAACGGACGAAAAUGAAGUCAUUACCGAGAAACGGUGCUUUAAGAUAUUCGACCUGGAGCAUGUGAACGUAACUCGACCCGGGGAGUUGUGUGUGAUCAACAUCGACCCUUUGCGAAUUGGUCUCGGUGGAAUACUGGGUUCACCUUUGCAGUCACAGAAUGUUCGAACCUGCAUGUCGACCUUGGUGGGGCUGUUGGACUUUGCCAUACUAAAUCCCAAGUGGCCCAAGCAUAAGCCCUGGGUGGAUGGUUAUGUUCGUAUUUCCUACUAUCUGGAUUGGAUCGAGGAGGUGGUUUGGGGAGCGGCGAAACAAGCGAGGCCUGAUGGACCUAGCAUUGUAAAUUCUUUGACGGAGAAGACAGACGAGCCGACUGUGAGUCCAACUACAAAUGAGCCUAUUAAUUAUGAUUUUGUGUUUCCUGAUCAAUUUGCCUGGUUGAUGGCCAACAGGUUUACGUGAGGUAAUCGAAUAAUAAUAUUAAACUGCUAAAACAGUGGAUCUCUUUUAUGCAUGUUUUCAACGGAACUUCUGGCCCUUCACAUGCUGUUAAGAUAUUCCUUCACAGAUUCCUCUUGUGUGAACUUAAAUAAUGUUUCCAGUGAUCCCCUCAGAAAUACAUUCAAUGUCUUCUUCAUUGACCUCUUAUAGUUUCUCUCAAGAUUCAAUCAACAAUUGUUUCAUGAAUACUACUUCGAAUUGCUUUCUCAGUCUGGCAGUCUAAAGUGGAUGUUUCUUAUGAUGUUUUUUGAACUGUUUCAAGGGGCUUAAGUUUUAUCAGCUCCCGUUGUAAGAUGUUUAAGGGUAUUUCAGCAAGCUAUAUUUUGUGAUUACCUACAGUGAACUACAGGUCUUCUCUGCAGCAUCCAGAGGUGGAAGCAUGCAUAGCUCUCUUAUUGAAGCUAAUGGUAUCCUGUGGCAGCAUCCAGUGAUAACCUUUGGGAGCUUUUUUUGAGUAAAGAUUCCAGAGUUCUGCUGAAGGAGUAUUUCCGGAGAUCUUCUAGAAGUGUGCAGAGAUAUGCUAUUAAAGUGUCCACAGCUUUCCUCUGGAAGUAUCCAGAGGAUUCCUCUGGAAAUGUGUAAAUCAUCCGUCUGGAAGUGUCCAGAGGUUUAAUUUGGAAGUGUCUGAAGGUUUUCUUUAGAGAUUCAGAGAUUCAUUAUCCUCUGGAAGUGACCACAAGAUUCCUCCGGAAGUGUCCAGAAGAUUUCACUGGAAGCGUCCAGAGGUUUUUUCUGGAAGUGCUCAAAUGUUUCCCCUGGAACUGUCCAUAGUUUUCCAUCUUGAAGUGGCCAAAAGUUUACUCUGAAAGUGUUUAGAAGUUUCCUCAGGAAUUGUCCAGGGGUUUCCUCUGGAAGUGUCCAGAGAUCCCCCUAGAAGUGUCCAGAGGUCUCCUCUGGAAGUGUUCAGAUGUCUCUUCUGAAAGUGUCCAGAUGUCUCCUCUGGAAGUGUUUAGUCUAGAAGAGUCCAGAGGUGUCUGGUAGUGUCAUGAGAUCUCCUGUGGAAGUGUCCAGAGAUCUCCUUUGGAAGUGUCCAGAGUUUUCCUCUGGAAGUGUCCAGAUGUCUCUUCUGGAAGUGUCCAGAGGUUUUCUCUGGAAGUGUCCAGAGGUUUUCUCUGGAAGUGUCCAGAGGUCCCCUCUGGAAGUGUGUAGAGGUCUCCACUUGAUGUGUCCAAAGGUCCCCUCUGUAAGUGUCCAAAGGUCCCCUGUGUAAGUGUCCAGAGACCUUCUCUAGAAGUGUCCAAUGGUAUCCUCUGGAAGUGUCCAUAAGUCUCGUCUGAAAGUGUUCAGAGGUCUCCUCUGGAAGUAUCGAGAGGUCUCCUCUGGAAGUGUCUAGAAGUCUCCUCUGGAAGUAUCCAGAGUUCUCCUCUGGAAGUGUCCAGAGGUCUG
Molecule: messenger RNA, 2379 nt
Organism: Aedes aegypti (yellow fever mosquito)
Lineage: Eukaryota; Metazoa; Arthropoda; Insecta; Diptera; Culicidae
Exons: 5
Coding region: 358-954 (198 amino acids)
Source: RefSeq, a predicted model, not a curated record